Molecule: messenger RNA, 1755 nt
Organism: Diaporthe amygdali
Lineage: Eukaryota; Fungi; Ascomycota; Sordariomycetes; Diaporthales; Diaporthaceae
Product: deoxyribodipyrimidine photo-lyase
Exons: 1
Coding region: 1-1755 (584 amino acids)
Biological process (GO): entrainment of circadian clock by photoperiod; circadian regulation of gene expression
Cellular component (GO): cytoplasm; nucleus
Molecular function (GO): DNA binding; FAD binding
Source: RefSeq, a predicted model, not a curated record
AUGGCAUCCAAACGCAAAGCACCGCCAGCCACUGGUCUGGCCAACGGGGCCACCACGAAGAAGCCAAAGACAGCAUCCCUCUCUGAUCCCCACCCAUUCCACAAAGAAGCAGAGGAGCACGGCAUAGUGUUGCGGAAAUACUACCCUCACGAAAUGAGCAAUGCCCGUGCUCUAGCAUACAACGAUAAUGCGAUCGCUCGUCCCAUCGAAGAGCUUCAGUCCGCACUACAGCAGACCAUUGCUGCUCGCAAGAAGGCGAAGGUCGGCGAAUCCGUAGUACACUGGUUCAAGAUGGAUUUGAGGAUAAAGGACAACACAGCACUCUCGCUGGCGAGUCAAAAAGCCAAAGACGCAGGCGUCCCGCUGAUUGGGUUGUAUGUGGUUAGCCCGCAGGACUGGGAGGCGCACCUGACUGCCCCCAUCCGUGUUGAUUUCAUGCUGAGGACGCUGGAGGUUUUGAAAGCCGACUUGGCCAAGCUAGAUAUUCCAUUAUACGUUGAGGUGUCGGAGAAGCGGAAGAUCAUCCCUGAGAGGAUUGCUGCUCUGAUGGACGACUGGGGUGCGAACCAUCUCUAUGCCAACAUGGAGUACGAAGUCGAUGAGUUGCGGCGAGAAGCAGACAUGGUGAAAAUGUUGGCCGGGCAAGAGAAGGCUUUCGAGAUGGCGCAUGAUACAUGUGUCGUGCCUCCUGGCAAGCUCAUCACCGGGUCGGGGAGGCAAUAUGCUGUAUACUCUCCAUGGUAUCGCUCCUGGGUCGCACAUGUCCAUGCUAAUCUGGACCUAUUGGAGACGUUCGAAACCCCAGCAAAGAACCCCCCUUCUGCGAGGCAAAAGUACGGAAAGCUCUUCGACAGCGAUAUCCCAGAGGCACCAGCGAACAAGAAACUCUCGGCCGAAGACUCGAAGAGAUAUGCCUCUAUCUGGCCGGCCGGAGAGCAUGAGGCGCACAAGAGGCUAGCCAAGUUCUGUGAGGAGAGAGUUGGCACGUACGGCGCGAAGCGAAAUUUUCCUUCGCAGAAUGGAACCUCGACGCUGUCAGUCCACCUCGCAAGCGGGACAAUCAGCGCGAGAACUUGUGUAAGGACGGCCAGGGACCGCAAUACCACCAAGAAGCUCAAUGCUGGGAAUGAGGGGAUCCAGACGUGGAUCAGCGAGGUUGCUUGGCGGGAUUUCUACAAGCACGUCCUCGUGAACUGGCCGUAUGUAUGCAUGAACAAGCCUUUCAAGCCUGAAUACUCCAACAUCGAGUGGUCGUACGACAAGGACGAGUUCAACGCGUGGACUCAGGGCAAGACUGGCUUCCCCAUCGUUGACGCUGCCAUGAGGCAGGUCCAGCAGAUGGGGUACAUGCACAACCGCGCUCGCAUGAUUGUCGCUUCGUUCCUCUCCAAGGACCUGCUCAUUGACUGGAGGAUGGGUGAGCGGUGGUUCAUGGAAAAUCUGAUCGACGGCGAUUUUGCAUCGAACAAUGGCGGCUGGGGCUUCUCUGCCUCGGUGGGAGUGGACCCGCAGCCAUACUUCCGAGUGUUCAAUCCGCUGCUGCAGAGCGAGAAGUUCGAUGCUGACGGAGACUAUAUUCGGAAGUGGAUUCCAGAACUUAAAGAUGUCAAGGGUAAAGCUAUUCAUGAUCCAUACGGCCGAGGGGCCGGGGCGAUUGCGAAGAAGGCUGGUUAUCCGAAGCCGAUGCUUGAGCACAAGGGCUGUAGGGAGAGGGCGUUAGCAGCUUACAAAAAGGGCAUUGGAGCUGAGAAGUAG